UUAGCACACAAAAAAAAAAGAAAGAAAAAUUAUUAAAAUACAGGAAAGUCACAGACUUUCGUGGAAACUCCUCUCCCGUCCUCUCUGUCUUCCGAUAAAGGCUUCGCUUUCAUCAUUCAAUAUCUUCUUCUUCUUCUUCCAUCUCCAUUAUCAUCACUCUUUCUCUCUCUCCUUUUGUUUCUUGGUUCGUUUUUUCUCUUCUUCAAUCUUUGUCUUUCUCCCUCUUUCCGAGGAAAAACAAAACAAAGAUUCGACCUUUUUUUUUUGGUUGUUGGGUUCAAACAGUGAAUUUUUUUCUCCCUUUUUUGUACUUCUUGUUGUCCUCGAAUCUACUUGAUUCUCGGAAACAAAACACUUGUCUGUGUUCUGUCUGAUUUCUACUUCGAAAUUUACUCAAAAAAAGUUUUGAAAUUUGACAAAGAAGAAGAAGGUACUCGAUGUUGUAAGGUGAAAUCUCUACGAUUUGAAGUAUUUAUUCUCCGACAAAUGAAUUUCCGACAAGAGAAGUUUGUGAGGUUUCAAGACUGGAAGUCCGACAAAACCUCCGACGUCGAAUACUCCGGGAGAAACGAGCCGCCAAACGGAAUCUUCCGGAGAACGAUCACCUCAAUCUCCGACAAGUUCCACAGAAGCUCGGCGAGGAUCAAAACGUUCAGGAGAACAUACAAGUCCUACUCUUUCAAAGAAGCCGUCUCCAAAGGGAUCGAUUCAUCUCACAAGAUCCUCGACCCGCAGGGACCUUUCCUUCAGAGAUGGAACAAGAUCUUCGUGUUGGCUUGCAUCAUCGCCGUUUCUCUAGACCCUUUGUUCUUCUACGUCCCCGUGGUCGACGACGCCAAGAAGUGUCUCGGUCUUGAUAACAAGAUGGAGAUAACCGCUAGCGUCUUGCGCUCGUUCACUGAUGUCUUCUACGUGAUUCACAUCAUUUUUCAGUUCCGUACUGGCUUCAUCGCUCCUUCCUCUCGUGUCUUUGGGAGAGGUGUUCUUGUUGAGGACACGAGGCAGAUCGCUAUACGUUACUUGUCUUCGCAUUUCAUUAUUGACAUUCUCGCUGUUCUUCCUCUUCCACAGGUGGUGAUUUUGAUUAUCAUUCCGCAUAUGAGAGGCUCAAGGUCUUUGAACACGAAGAAUCUGUUGAAGUUUAUAGUCUUCUUCCAAUACAUACCGAGGUUUAUCAGAAUCUAUCCGCUCUACAAGGAAGUUACUAGAACCUCAGGGAUACUAACCGAGACAGCUUGGGCGGGAGCUGCUUUCAAUCUCUUCCUCUACAUGCUUGCUAGUCAUGUGUUUGGUGCUUUUUGGUACUUGUUCUCUAUCGAGCGCGAAACCGUGUGUUGGAAACAAGCGUGCAACAGAAACAGGAACAUCUGCGACAUCACUUCGCUGUAUUGUGACCAUAAAGCUGCAGGAGGCAACGCUUUCCUCAACGCGUCUUGUCCGGUUCAGACGCCAAACGCAACGCUUUUCGACUUUGGGAUAUUCCUUAACGCUCUUCAGUCUGGUGUAGUGGAAUCUCAAGAUUUCCCUCAGAAGUUCUUUUACUGCUUCUGGUGGGGUCUUCAAAACCUCAGUUCGCUAGGCCAAAACCUUAAAACAAGUACAUACAUUUGGGAGAUCUGUUUUGCUGUCUUCAUUUCUAUCUCAGGGCUGGUUCUGUUCUCCUUCUUGAUUGGUAACAUGCAGACGUAUCUGCAAUCAACAACCACAAGGUUGGAGGAGAUGAGAGUCAAGAGAAGAGACGCAGAGCAGUGGAUGGCUCACCGUUUGCUCCCUGAGAGUCUGCGAAAAAGAAUCAGAAGAUACGAGCAGUACAAGUGGCAAGAGACUAGAGGCGUUGACGAAGAGAAUCUUCUCAGUAAUCUCCCUAAAGACCUUAGACGCGACAUCAAACGCCAUCUCUGUCUCGCCCUUCUCAUGAGGGUCCCAAUGUUUGAGAAAAUGGACGAGCAGCUUCUCGAUGCUCUCUGCGACCGUUUGCAACCAGUGCUGUACACAGAGGAAAGCUACAUCGUAAGAGAAGGAGACCCCGUAGACGAAAUGCUCUUCAUAAUGCGUGGGAAGCUACUGACAAUGACAACAAACGGUGGAAGAACAGGCUUCUUCAACUCAGAGCACCUCGGAGCCGGCGACUUCUGCGGCGAGGAGCUUCUAACAUGGGCCUUAGACCCACACACAUCCUCUAACCUCCCAAUCUCAACGAGAACCGUCCGAGCUCUCGUUGAAGUGGAAGCUUUCGCGCUUAAAGCUGACGACCUCAAGUUCGUUGCUUCUCAGUUCAGACGUCUCCACAGCAAACAGCUGAGACAUACUUUCAGAUUCUACUCGCAGCAGUGGAGGACUUGGGCGGCUUGCUUCAUACAAGCAGCGUGGAGAAGACACGUGAAGAAGAAGAUGGAAGAGUCUCUUAAAGAAGAAGAGAAUCGGUUGCAGGACGCCUUGGCCAAGGAAGCUUGUGGAAGCUCCCCGAGCCUCGGCGCCACCAUGUAUGCGUCACGGUUUGCUGCUAAUAUCUUAAGGACUAUACGUAGGAGCGGGUCGGUAAGGAAGCCGAGGAUGCCGGAACGAAUGCUGCUUCAGAAACCAGCAGAACCAGAUUUCAAUAGUGAUGAUUACUGUAUAUGAUUUGACUUAUGAAAACACCCAAAACGAUUCAUGAAAGAUAAUAUAUAAAAAUAGAAGUUUUUU
This is a messenger RNA of Brassica napus (rape), 2685 nucleotides long. RefSeq names its product cyclic nucleotide-gated ion channel 1-like. The transcript has 7 exons. The record is from RefSeq and is a predicted model, not a curated record. Gene Ontology annotation, molecular function: monoatomic ion channel activity. NCBI's taxonomy places the organism in Eukaryota, Viridiplantae, Streptophyta, Magnoliopsida, Brassicales, Brassicaceae. Gene Ontology annotation, biological process: monoatomic ion transport; transmembrane transport. Gene Ontology annotation, cellular component: membrane. The coding region runs from base 487 to 2622 and encodes 711 amino acids.